Molecule: messenger RNA, 270 nt
Organism: Penicillium paradoxum
Lineage: Eukaryota; Fungi; Ascomycota; Eurotiomycetes; Eurotiales; Aspergillaceae
Product: SUMO family protein SMT3
Exons: 2
Coding region: 1-270 (89 amino acids)
Biological process (GO): protein sumoylation
Cellular component (GO): nucleus; septin ring
Molecular function (GO): protein tag activity; ubiquitin-like protein ligase binding
Source: RefSeq, a predicted model, not a curated record
AUGUCUGACAAGGAAUCUGCUGCGCCUCCUACCGAGCACCUGAACAUCAAGGUGACCGACAAUAACAACGAAGUAUUCUUCAAGAUCAAGCGAUCCACCCAACUGAAGAAACUCAUGGAUGCAUUCUGUGAGCGCCAAGGCAAGCAGAUGUCCACUGUGCGCUUCUUGUUCGAUGGCACCCGUGUCCGUCCUGAGGAUUCGCCCGAUACUCUUGAUAUGGCAGAUGGUGAUACCUUGGAGGUUCACCAGGAGCAGAUCGGAGGUUGCUAG